UCAGGGCAGGACACACAGGGGCUACUUAUGUCGAAAGCAGUGUUCCGUCACCUGUGUCUCUGAAGGGCAUUUUCUGAACUUUGUUUUUCCAAAAAAAAAAGGAGAAAUACUUGUUUCUUUUAUGAAUCUGGCAAGUUAUUCUUACUUCUCUGGCAUGUGCAACAUGACCGCAGAGACGCAGCACUCGCCCGCGGAGGCAAGUCCUGUAGUCAUGUCCCCAAACGUGAGUCUGGACUCUCCGCUGCCUCCGCCGCCUCUCAUGCUGCAGGCACGGUCGAAGGACAACAUCCUGAUCAAGUCGGAGCCCCGGGGGAGCAGCCCCAACACAGAGGAUGGAGCCGCCCUGGGGCAGACCGAGGAGCACCUGCCAACUGGGGGGAGCAGGCGGAGGAAAAGGCCCGUCCAGAGGGGCAAACCUCCCUACAGUUACAUUGCCCUCAUCGCCAUGGCCAUCGCAAACUCCCCCGAGAGGAAGCUCACCCUGGGGGGCAUUUACAAGUUCAUCAUGGAGCGUUUUCCUUUCUACAGAGAGAACUCCAAGAAGUGGCAGAACUCCAUCCGCCACAACCUCACCCUGAACGACUGCUUCGUGAAGAUCCCUCGGGAGCCCGGCAGACCCGGGAAAGGGAACUACUGGACGUUAGACCCGGCGGCUGAGGACAUGUUUGAUAAUGGAAGCUUUCUAAGGAGGAGGAAGAGGUUCAAGCGCACAGAUGUGAGCACCUACCCCGGGUACAUGCAGAGCUCCAGCGCCUUCACACCGACCCCUAUGGGCAGGCCAACGUACCCCAACACCCUGUACGCGGGGAUAGGGUCUGGGUAUGGGUCCCAGCUGACCGCCACAUCCCCGCAUCCUGCCAUGCUGCAUCACUACCAGACCUCUGGACAAGCCCAGCCGCGCAUGUUCAGCAUCGACAACAUCAUCAGCCAGCAGACAGCGGUGCAGGGCGGAGAUCUAAACUCCCAAGCUCUGGGGCUGCACGGCGGAGCUGACCUCGGCACCAUGACCUCCAGCUGUUCAGUCACCGGCACCGACCCCUCCGCGUGCUUCCAAACCCAGACUGUUAAUCCCUCUGCGAACAUGCUGAGCAGGAACACCGGGAACCUCACGUCAAACCUCGGUGGAGCGUACCCAUACUCCUCGCCGGCCUCCCCUCCAACUUUGCCAGCCAUGACCCAGUCCGGGUUCUCCCCCGGAAACUCUCAGGUGUACUGCUCCGGGAACAGGCUGCCCCUGCCAGCCCUGCGUCCAGGCUCGUGCGCGGAUCACACAGAGCAGCUGCUGGGCCUCUCGAGCCCCAUGAACUCCUACAACAACACCUACAUGAGACAGGCCAAUUUUGCGUCAGGGUUAGAGCGCUACAUGUGAGACAUUAUACGCCCUCGAAACCCUGAUUAAUUAUAAUUGACUACAUUUGCCCUUGUUCCCUCUAAAAGUAGCCUACAGGUCUGAUAUCGUCACAAAGUCCUUUUCCAUUUCUUUGUAUUAUUGACCAAUAGCUAUAAUUUUACCAAAGAUUUAUUCAACAGACUACUUGUAAAUUCCUGUGAUAAAAUUGGUGAGUCGUUUUACAUCCGAAGACCCACAAUAGCCUACUGAAGGACCGAGCCUUAUGAUAAAACAUUCCUGUUUUAAAAGCCAUUGAGAUCCGUUUGACACAUUCUUGACCAUUCUCAGUUUUUUUAUUUUUAUUGCGCCUCUUAUAUUUAGUGUUUUAGUUCGUUUUGAAGUUUAUAUGUGUAUGUUGCAUCUUUUAAGUCUGCUGAUGUUGAUGUAUUCAAACUUACUUUAGAAAAGUGUGUUAAUAUUGCUGACGACAGGUCGCGUUAAAUAAAUUCAUUUUUUUUUUACAGUUAAAUAAAUGUGGUCUUUAUUUGUGUGAAUGAUUAGAAUCGGUAAGAGAAAAUGAUGCUGCUGUUUUAUUUAGCUUGUAUUUAGCUGUUUUAUCUAACGUAGCACAUUGUACCCUGUUAUUCAUUUUAAAGCUAUUUGGACAAAAUAACUACAUUUAUGUCCUGGAUUCACUGUUCUUUAUAAGUAUUCAAUACAGGAAAUAUGGAGAAAUUACAAUUUUGACAUGUUGUAAAACAAAUCUAGUUGAAGAAAUUAAACGGUAUUCGAAGGAUCAUGUUUCAUAUAUUUUCAUUUACUAACCAAAGGUAGACAUUAGAUAAGCAGCAUGAAUUUUCUUUUUUUUUAUUUAAAAGGGUGAAUGUUUUUUUCCAUUCAAAUGUGUUAAUGUAAAAUGUAGUAGCCUACAAAGAAGACACAAGGGGGGAAAUAAGUUAUAGGGCUUACCUAAAGUCAAAAUAUUUAACAGUUUAAAAAAAAUAAUAAGCAUCACAAAAUUAAAAGAAAGAAUAGAAAAAAAAUAAUUCAAAUGAUAGUAGUGUAAAGUAUUAUCGAUUAAUUAACUGGAGCUGGAACACCUGUAGAAAUAAAGUAUCGGUGAUGCAAAAUGUUCAAAUUCUUCUUCAAUCUGCACCACAGCCCCUCUACAUAUCAUAAAGACAGAAAUGUCUAACUCAGUAUUACACUUUGGAGUAUCUGUUAGUUUUUAACACCUGCACACAACCUUUGUCACAGUUGACCU
Messenger RNA from Labrus mixtus (cuckoo wrasse), 2594 nucleotides. It is a transcript of the gene foxe3, whose product is annotated as forkhead box E3. Lineage: Eukaryota; Metazoa; Chordata; Actinopteri; Labriformes; Labridae. Gene Ontology annotation, biological process: anatomical structure morphogenesis; regulation of transcription by RNA polymerase II; cell differentiation. The transcript has a single exon. Bases 122 to 1369 code for a protein of 415 amino acids. The record is from RefSeq and is a predicted model, not a curated record. Gene Ontology annotation, molecular function: DNA-binding transcription factor activity, RNA polymerase II-specific; RNA polymerase II cis-regulatory region sequence-specific DNA binding.